Messenger RNA from Saccharomyces kudriavzevii IFO 1802, 1551 nucleotides. It is a transcript of the gene PDH1, whose product is annotated as putative 2-methylcitrate dehydratase. Gene Ontology annotation, molecular function: 2 iron, 2 sulfur cluster binding; 2-methylcitrate dehydratase activity. Gene Ontology annotation, cellular component: mitochondrion. The transcript has a single exon. Lineage: Eukaryota; Fungi; Ascomycota; Saccharomycetes; Saccharomycetales; Saccharomycetaceae. Bases 1 to 1551 code for a protein of 516 amino acids. The record is from RefSeq and is a predicted model, not a curated record.
AUGUUUCUAGCCAAGAAUCUAAAAAAUAAUAGGAUUAAAGUAUACCUGCCCAAAACGAAACGUUCUUCCCUGAGUACAGCCGCUUCAAAGAUCAAUGAAAGACCGCAGCCAGAUAAGGUCUUGAGGGACAUCGCGAAGUAUGUUCAUGAAACCCCAAUAAAUUCAUCUUUGGCUUUAGAUACUGCCAAAAUUUGUUUCCUUGACACACUAGGUUGUGGCUUGGCGGCUUUGAAAUUUGAGCAGGCUCGAAACAUCAUUACGCCAAUCGUCCCAGAAAUGGUGGUUCCUAAUGGAACUAAAAUAUUAGGGACUUCGUAUGUGAUGGAUCCAGUGAGGGGAGCUUUCGCCAUAGGUACGUUGAUACGUUGGUUAGAUUACAAUGACUGCUGGUUAGCCGCUGAAUGGGGACAUCCAUCUGAUAACCUUGGGGGAAUUCUAGCUGUUGCGGACUACUUGACCAGAUUAAACAAAGCUAGUCAUAAAAAAUACGGGAAAGAAUUUCUCGUUAAAGAUGUAUUGGAGGCAAUGGUUAAAGCUCAUGAAAUUCAAGGUAUAAUAGCACUAGAGAAUUCUUUCAAUAAAGUAGGUCUAGAUCAUGUGGUACUGGUGAAAGUGGCGACAACUGCUGUUGUUUCAAAAAUGUUGGGCCUGAAUCAGGAUCAAACCAUUGAAGCGCUGUCGCAAGCAUUUGUAGACGGUCAAUCCCUGCGAACCUAUCGGCAUGCACCGAAUACGGGGUCCAGGAAGUCGUGGGCGGCCGGUGAUGCAGUUUCGAGGGCUGUGAACCUGGCUUAUUUGGUUAAAAACGCCAAUGUUGGCACCAUACCUUCGGUUCUGACAGCUAAAACCUGGGGAUUUUACGAUGUGUUAUUUAAAGGUAAACCGUUUACGUUUCAUCAAAGAUCAGCAUAUGGUUCGUACGUCAUGGAAAAUGUCCUGUUUAAGAUAUCAUUUCCUGCCGAAUUUCAUGCACAAACUGCAGUCGAAGCUGCUAUAAAAGCACACAGCAUUCUCAGGGAACAAAACAAAACUUUCAAAGAUAUUAAAUCCAUCCGAAUUAGAACUCAAGAGGCGGCAAUGAGGAUUAUAGACAAAUCCGGCCCGCUAUAUAAUUACGCCGACAGGGACCAUUGCAUUCAAUAUAUGACUGCGAUCCCGCUAAUUACCGGUAAUCUCACAGCCAAUGAUUAUCUGGAUGAGAUCGCAAGUAAUCCGGAGAUUGACAACUUGAGAUCUAAAAUGCAUUGUGUUGAAGAUAUUCAACUUUCUCAAGAUUAUCAUGAUCCUGCCAAAAGAUCUAUAGGCAAUGCUUUGCUCAUAGAAUUAAACGACGGGACAGAGUUAGAUGAAAUAUUUGUAGAGUAUCCUGUGGGCCACAAAUUUAGAAGAGAGGAAGGGAUCCCACUGUUGCUCAAUAAAUUUCAAAGACAUUUGCGUGAACAUUUCAUCGAUUCUCCUGAAAAAGUUGAAGUUAUAAUGAACGUCAGUUCAGAAAAAAACUUCGUGAACAUGCCCAUUGACUCCUACAUGAACUUGUUUGCUCAGAAGUGA